AUGAGCUUUAAUCUGCCCAUACUCCCGCCAACCUCUCCAACAAGUCAGAGAAACAGAGAUAGUAGGAAUUACUUUACAAACAGCUAUAGCCCCCCGGCUUCAACCGAGGCUAUCAAUGGCCCGGUGAGGCAGCGGACAAAGGAGUUGGCUCCCAUCAGUGAUCGGCUGAUUGUUGGCGUUGACUUUGGCACUACUUUCUCUGGUGUUGCCGCCGUAUACACAGGAACGCCAGAUGAUGUAGAGAUUAUCAAGACCUGGCCGGGCGGGAACGGCAUCACGUCCGAUAAGGUCCCUACCGAGCUUUCCUAUGCGGCCGUCCCGCCCAAUGCGCCGCCAGGCACCGCGCCAACCGUGAAAUGGGGCUUCCAGUUCCGACCGGAAGAGUCGCGGAUACGCUGCGUCAAGCUCUUCCUCGACCGGUCCCAGAAGCUGCCCUUCUACGUGAACCCCAAGGAGACGGCUACGCAGCUCAAGAACAACAGGAAGACGGUGAUUGACGCCGUGAGCGACUACCUCACGCAGAUCUACAAACACACCAUGGACACGCUAACGCGGCGGUAUGGCGAGUCGUUCAUGGCGUCGACAAAGGUCGACUUUGUUCUAACGUGCCCGGCUGUGUGGUCGGAUGCGGCCAAGAACGCGACCCUCCAAGCGGCGGAGAGGGCCGGGAUGGGCGCUCAGUCGCAGAUUCAGAUGAUUAGUGAGCCGGAGGCGGCGGCAGUGUAUACUUUGAAAGCUAUACAGCCUAAUCAUCUGAAGAUUGGAGACAACUUUAUUGUUUGUGAUGGCGGUGGUGGUACUGUCGAUUUAAUUGCAUACAAGAUCGUUUCACUAGGGCCGAUCAGAGUCGAGGAGUCUGCUGUCGGCACAGGUGGGCUUUGCGGAAGUGCUUUCCUCAACUACAGGUUUGAGGAGCACGUCAAGAACCGGUUGGGGGCUAGUCGGUUUGAGGAGGUGAAGACCAAGAAGGGCAAGUCGUGGCAGAUGGCGCUCAAGUACUUCGAGGAGUUCGUAAAGCGCAACUUUAACGAAGAUGAGCAUCAGGAGAUCAACGUCCCAUUCCCCGGUCUCCCCGAUGACGAAGAAAUCGGUCUCGACUGUGGUUUCCUGAUGAUGACCGCGGCUCAAGUCAAAGACAUCUUCGACCCCGUCGUCAAGGAGGUCUGCGACCUCGUCCAGGGGCAAGUCGACAACCUGCGCGCCAAGGGCCAGACCGUCUCGGGUAUCAUCCUGGUUGGCGGCUUCGGCCAGAGCGACUACCUCUACCGCACGCUCAAGAAGCACUUUACCAGCACGGCGGCCCCUCCGCCCUACACCCCAACACCCACACAGCAAAGCACGUUGGCCGCGGCUUUGGGGAGUAACUCGAUCGAGGUGAUGCAGCCUGUGUACGCAUGGACGGCCGUGGUGCGCGGCGCGGUCCUGCGCGGGCUAGAGGGUAACAUGGUCAUCUCGCGCAAGGCGCGGAUGCACUACGGGACGUCGUACGCGACGGUGUAUGAUGAAGAGAAACACAGCGUUACGGAGCGGUAUUGGAGUCCGUUGUGGGAGAGAUGGAUGGUUAGUGAUCGGAUGCAGUGGCAUAUUGCCAAGGGCGAAACUAUAUCCCCCCAAAAUCCCAUAGCUUUCCACUACACGCGCAACUUCCGGCCCGGCCAGUCGCUCGUGGUGACGGACGACCUAAUCGCUUGCGAGGCAGACGAGCCGCCCAAGUCGUACACGCGCGACCUGAUCAAGGUGUGCACGCUGACGACGGACUUGUCUGCUGUACCGAGGAGCCUGUUUACUAGACUGACGACGACAAAAGGGGUGGAGUUUGAUAACCUCGACUUUACGCUCGAGAUGAUUGUCGAUAGUGCGGGCUUGGGGUUUGAGCUCAAGGUUGAUGGGGUUAGGUAUGGACGGGUUGAUGCCGAGUUUUACUAG
Neurospora hispaniola is the source of this 1926-nucleotide messenger RNA. Its product is annotated as actin-like ATPase domain-containing protein. NCBI's taxonomy places the organism in Eukaryota, Fungi, Ascomycota, Sordariomycetes, Sordariales, Sordariaceae. The transcript has 5 exons. The coding region runs from base 1 to 1926 and encodes 641 amino acids. Gene Ontology annotation, molecular function: ATP-dependent protein folding chaperone; ATP binding. The record is from RefSeq and is a predicted model, not a curated record.